Molecule: messenger RNA, 2340 nt
Organism: Trichobilharzia regenti
Lineage: Eukaryota; Metazoa; Platyhelminthes; Trematoda; Strigeidida; Schistosomatidae
Source: the annotation of a GenBank genome assembly
GAAAUCAUUGACCAGUUACUUUAUGCUUUUUUUAAAGUUGGUUGUUACUCCCAGAUUGGCUUACACGAUUUUUUAAAUGAACAUUUGGUUGAGUUGUCAUUAGGAGGAUUUGAUUUUCACAAAAAUGAGCAGAAUCAAAGAAAUUUUACGUCAGAAAGUGUUUUCACAGUAUGAUGAUCCUGACUUGUGGGUAAAAAAUUACUUGACGAAUCCUCCUGUGUCAGAAGAAGAACUAGAACAUCUCAGAUCAGUAAUGCAAAAGGACAGAGCUCUUAAAAAGUCCGACUAUGAACGGAUUGUUGAGUUGGUCAAAGUGUUUCCCAACAAACUACAUCCAGAACUGCUGCACGAUACAAUGUGUCAGAUAAGCUCUAGACUUCCAGCUGUACCUGGAAGUGGUCUUGUCUCAACCUGCAGACCAAUUUUACCCUCCAGGAAUAAGAUUCCUGAUGAAGUAAUACCUGAAAAUCCACGCAGACGAGGAACAAAAUUCUCAAGAUUAUGCCCGAAAUGCUGGCAGAAAUACAAUCCUUUACUCGAAAAUUAUCGGUGUAUUAUUUGUGGUGCUUAUGUUUGUCAACAAUGUGCAUUUAAGGUUCCCAAAAAGAUAUUGGCCGUCAUGUGUAAAGAAUGUUGGGAGAUUGCGAAAUGUUACUGUAAAACAGGCGAUUGGUUCAAUCAAUACGUAGAGUCAAAACUACCCACUCCACUGAAGUUUGACUUUCAAUUUAUUCAGCCUCAAAGUGGUAAUAAUAAGGCGAGCGGUGAGCUGGUUGCACAUUUUGCUGGAAAAUGGGGUGAAAAAAUAAAAGAGAAAUCAAAGUCUUCAAUGUCAUUGCCACUGAGACAAAAUCAUGAAAAUGAUACACGUCUUGACAAGGCUCAAAAUCCCGCUGAGAAAUCAAAGUCUUCAAUGUCAUUGCCACUGAGACAAAAUCAUGAAAAUGAUACACGUCUUGACAAGGCUCAAAAUCCCGCUGUAUCUGAACAAAGUACUCGAGUAAUGAAAAAACGAGGGCGAAAACGAAGAUUUUUACGCCGUAAACUUACUCGAAAUAAGUUUAAGAAUAAAUCAUUGGAAUCGCUUAAAUCAAAUCCCAAAUCUGUUAACGAGAUGAAAACCUUAUCGCACAGCGCUUUGGAGCUGAAUUUUCCUCCUUCAUAUCAACCCAGUGAAUCCUUAGGCAAGCAGGUUAUUCCUAGUAAUUCAGAAGAGACUGGGUUUAUUAAAUUUCGAAAAAAGAGUUUCGACACCAUGGACAGGUUCAAUCGACUCGAAAUAGAUGUAUCCAUGGAAUAUGACGUACAAGAUAAUCAGCUUGCUGUCACAAUAUGGGCCGUACGUAACUUGUCGCAGGAGAAACAAAAGAUAGGUAUCCCAUAUGCUACAGUCCAAUUACUACCAGAUGACACUAAAUACAAUAUAAAACUGUUAAAUCCGCAGAAAUGGAAUGAAGUCGACUCCGAUUUUUGCAAAAGUGUGUGUUUUCCAAUACAUGUAUAUGAUUUAAACAAAAAAAUAAUUUUUAUUCAGCUGUGGUGUAAAAAGGCCAUUAUAUCAAGGAUGACACUAGGUCAAGUUAUUAUACCGGUUGGAGAAUACAAUCUAAACUCAAUACAAAGACAGACGUUCAGAUUACUGAAAGGAGAGAAUCACCUGUCAUAUUUAUCAAUGAGCCCACAUUAUAAUGGUCAAAUUAUUAUUGCGCUUCGUUUUUCUAUUUCUGAAAGUCAAAAAUGUAUGGUGCUAGUGACUGAUGGAGCUAUCGACCUAUGCGGUACACUGGAAGUGUGGAUUAAGAAAGGAAUAAAUCUGUCAUCAAAAUCGAGUAAAGAGAUAACUUCUUAUGUGACUGUGGCACUAACUGAUGAAAACAAUGUUACAGAAAGUCACAAUACAGAUUAUAUACAAAGAACUAAUAAACCAUUGUGGAAUAGUUUACUUAAAUUUCCAGACAAAUAUCUUAGUGAUCUGUCUAAAUUUACAAUGAAGUUAACUAUAUGGAAUCGAUUCAACAGAACUGGCCCUCCAGAACUAUUAGGAUUUGUACAACUGUGCACGAAAGGAGCGGAAUACAAAUUUGAAAACCCCACUGAUGAAGACACUGAUUGUUAUCAGCAGUGUAUAAGAAGACCGAACACAACACUUUGGGAUUCAAUUCAAUCUAAACCGGGAACUUGGGUUCAAGAAACUUUGAACAUACAUCCUCCAAAUUUGUGGUAAUAAAAGCGCACAUCUUACAGACCCCUUGAGAAAAUUCUACAGGCUAUUUUCUUCUUUUUAUUUUUAUGAGUGUAUAACAAAUUUUAUUAUAUUGUUAUCUAAAAAAUAAAAUAAAC